CUUUCUUCAUUCACUUCAUUCUCUCUCUCUCUCUCUCUCUCACUGCUACUACUACUCCCAUGAAUGUGCAACUUCUCUUCCACCGACACGUGUCUAUAUAUGUGUGAGUGUUUAUAUCCUUUCUUUUUUCCUUUCAUUUCACACUUCUCAAACUAAAUUUUCAUUUUCAUUUCACUCAUCUUAUUCGGUUGCUGUAUCUUUCAUCAUCCCAAUCAAUCUCAAUUUCUUUUUCUUUGCCUAAUUAUCUCUCUUAAUCUCUUAUUUCUUUCCACAAAUCUCAUCCAAAUUUUGAGUUUAAAAGGUUGGUUUUUUCUUUUGUUCUGUUCUGUUGCGGUACUAUAAAAAAUUCUCUGUUUUUUUCCUUAAUUCAGAGUUUUCUUAAUAACCAAGUUUCCAUCUUUAUCAUGAUCAUGCAACUGGGUUUUGUUUAUUAAUCUCUCAAACCAAAAGGGUUUUGUUUUCUUAACACAACCAAACCAAUAUGUCACAAAUGUCACAAUCCAAACGCAUGUUUUUCACUUUGUUCUUAAACACAUCUUUCCUUUUGUUGUUUUGUGUUUUUCUUGUUCUUCACUUUCAAUCCUAUGAACAUGUUUUUCUCAGAAACAAAACCAACAAUAAUAACAGAAACUUUGUCUCUGGUGUCACUGAUGAUGAGGAUUGUAAAAGUUUUCAUAGCUUAAGUGAUUAUAAAGCUAAGUGCUUUUACCUUAAAUCAAACAACCCUUGUGUCACACAAGGCUAUGUUGAUUACCUUUACAUUUUCUAUUGCAAAAUUGGAAAUUUCCCUUUAUUGGGUCAUACCCUUUUGUUUCUAUGGUUAUUGGUUCUCUUCUAUCUUUUAGCUAAUACAGCUUCUGAGUAUUUUUGUCCUUCUCUUGAUAAUCUCUCCAAAGUUUUGAGGCUUUCACCAACUAUUGCUGGUGUCACUCUUCUCUCUCUUGGUAAUGGUGCUAAUGAUGUUUUUGCCACGCUUGUUUCUUUCAAAGGUAAUGGGACACAAGGCAUUGGAUUCAACACUGUUCUUGGUGGUGCUUCUUUUAUUUCAUGUGUUGUUGUGGGAAUUAUAAGUAUUUCAGUUAGACAUAGAGAGAUUCGUGUUCAAAAAUCUGCUUUGAUAAGAGAUGUUUGUUUUCUUCUGUUUGUUCUUGUUUGUUUGUUCAGUGUCUUCAUCAAUGGUGAAAUCAAUGUUGUUGUGGCAGUUGGUUUUUGUUUGAUGUAUGUGGUUUAUGUUGCUAUUGUUUAUGUCACAUCUAGCAAAAGAAAAGGUGUUUGUGAUGAAGAUGAUGUUGAUUAUGGUGAUUCAAGAAUUCAUGGCAAUGGCAAUGAUUUAGAUGUUCCUCUACUUGGUUUUAUGGAGAAGGGAAUGGUUCAGGUACAUAGCAAUUCAAAUGGACUUCAAGAAUGUGAGUUCAAAAUUGAGAAGAAUAUUUCUUGCUGUGAAAAAUCUUCAAUAUUUAGAAUGUUACUUUAUGUUUUGGAUAUGCCUCUUUACUUGCCUAGGAGAUUAACAAUUCCUGUUGUUUGUGAAGAAAAAUGGUCUAAAGCAUAUGCAGUUUCUUCAGCUAUACUUUCACCACUUUUAUUAGCUUUCCUUUGGAUUCCAUACAAGGAAAACAGUUUCUCCAAUUCAUCAAGCCUAAUAGUUUAUGGAAUUGGGUUACUGGUUGGAAUUAUAUUGGGAGUAACAGCAAUUUUCACAACUGAGGCAUCAAAUCCUCCAAGAAAAUUCUUGUUGCCAUGGCUAGCUGCAGGGUUUAUGAUGAGUGUGACAUGGAGUUACAUUUCAGCUCAAGAGUUAGUAGGGUUGUUAGUUUCACUUGGUUUCAUAUGUGGUGUUAAUCCUUCAAUACUUGGAUUAACAGUACUUGCUUGGGGGAAUUCAAUUGGUGAUUUAGUAACUAAUUUGACAAUGGCUUUAAAUGGUGGGCCAGAGGGGGCUCAAAUAGCAAUUUCAGGUUGUUAUGCUGGUCCUAUCUUCAAUACAGUUGUUGGAUUGGGAUUAUCUCUUGUUACAUCUACUUGGAGUGAGUACCCUUCAUCUAUUGUGAUUCCUAGAGAUCCAUAUUUGUGGGAGACAUUGGCUUUUUUGGUUGUUGGAUUGAUUUGGGCACUUGUUGUUUUGAUUAGAAGAGAUAUGAAGCUUGAUGGAAUGUUAGGUGGAGGACUUUUAGCUAUUUACUUCAUUUCUCUUAUUCUUAGGCUUACUCAAACACUUGGUUCUCUUCAAUUUAAGGAUAUAUUAGUGUGACUCUUCAAUAGAUAAUAAGAAUUAUCUAUUACCAACUGACAUAGUUUGUGUAUAUGAAUGAAUUAUGUUUAUGGAACUAUAUGAUAUAGAUAGGAGUUAUUUCUUAGGGCCUAGUAGAGGUAUACAAGUACUAGCAUAACUUCCACUUCAACUUGUACCUAUCUUUCCUUUGCUAAUACCAUUAUUACUAAGAUAUUUUACUGAUGCAUCAA
This is a messenger RNA of Medicago truncatula (barrel medic), 2463 nucleotides long. Its product is annotated as cation/calcium exchanger 2. NCBI's taxonomy places the organism in Eukaryota, Viridiplantae, Streptophyta, Magnoliopsida, Fabales, Fabaceae. The coding region runs from base 482 to 2251 and encodes 589 amino acids. Gene Ontology annotation, cellular component: membrane. Gene Ontology annotation, biological process: monoatomic cation transport; transmembrane transport. The record is from RefSeq and is a predicted model, not a curated record. Gene Ontology annotation, molecular function: monoatomic cation transmembrane transporter activity. The transcript has a single exon.